Messenger RNA from Homalodisca vitripennis (glassy-winged sharpshooter), 4135 nucleotides. RefSeq lists its product as uncharacterized. The record is from RefSeq and is a predicted model, not a curated record. Lineage: Eukaryota; Metazoa; Arthropoda; Insecta; Hemiptera; Cicadellidae. Gene Ontology annotation, molecular function: RNA binding; transcription factor binding. Gene Ontology annotation, cellular component: nucleus. The transcript is spliced from 15 exons. Gene Ontology annotation, biological process: positive regulation of transcription by RNA polymerase II. Bases 205 to 2646 code for a protein of 813 amino acids.
UGUGUUAUUUUUAUGAUGUGCUAACGUUGUCUUUAAUGAAUUUCGAAGCAAUAGUGUAGUAUUUUAAAGUUAAUUAAGUAAGUGAGAAGUUUUAUUUUCUGUGAGUGAAACAUUUCUAUACAACGGAGGCAACUACACGCAUUCUGGAUUUCUCCCACUUUUGGAUAUCUACAACGAGCUAAUUUAUCUGCUUUCGCAACAGACAUGGAGACUGGUUUUUUAAAUCCUAUUCAAGAUGAUGAACAUUUCCCCACAAAUUUUUAUGGCCAAGAGAGUGGGUUAGAUGAAUCUGAACACAUUUUAUUCGGAGAAAUGAUUGUGCCAGAAAUUGUGGAUUAUGACAACUUGUGGCAGAACGCAGGUAUCAGUGAUGUUGCCAGCCAUGAAGAGGAAACUACCUUGCAAAAAGAUGAGUUCCAGCGUCUCCUGUACGAGUGGCAACAUCAUUUAACUUGCAUGCAGGAGACCGACAACUUUCAGCAAAUGCUGCCCGUAGAGGAACUCACUUCAGGGCAACCGUCCACAGUAUUUAAUUCUCUACAAUCCAGCAACAGCUUAACACCUGCAGCUAAAUUAGCAAUAGAUGAGCUGUUCCCACUGGAAUCAAUAAAGGAAUCCCCUACUCAUAUGGACUCUAGUGAGGAAGAAGAUGAAGUAAUACCUGAUGAGGUAAUAGAUGAAGCAGAUAACAAUGAGGUAAUAGAUGAAGUAGAUAUCAAUGAGGUAAAAGAUGAAGUAGAUAACGAUGAGGCAAUAGAUGAAGUAGAUAACAAAGAGGGACCUGAGGCAUUGCCUCUUCUAAUGGCUGGGGACCUCACUAGUCUCCUUGAACAGUUUGAAGCCACAGAACAAGCAGAAUGUACACAGCCAAUCAAGCAGGAAGUCACAGUACCACCCUCUCCUCCACGCCCUUCCACUCAGACUAUCCGUGAUGCCCUACCCGAAGAAGUCAUCAACAGGAUAAAGGCAACUCGUGAGAAUCACAAGAAACACAUAGCUGUGAUACCUGCGAUGCCAAACAAAAAACAAGGCAAAGCGGCAACAAGGAUGCAAGAUGCCGGAGUCGCGCUGUCAAGAAAUAAACUGUUGAAAUUGGUAACUGGAGGAUCAAGUGGGGAGUCUGUUCGUUUGGACCAUGACUACUGUUCAAAUGAAGACAUCCCAAGCAGUAGUAGCGGGUCAGCUGUGUCCACGCCGGAGUACCAUCUCCAGGAACUCCAGGAAGCAUCUCCAGCUCCAGAGUCUAGUUCCAGGAAAGACUCUGGUCUCGAGUCAGGAGAUUUAAGUGAGGAAGAUAACAAGUCCAGAACUGUUUGUGAUCAUAAAACAAAAAUAAUGGUUAAAACAUCGACAGGACUUCGAAGCAUGAACAUAAUUCCAGAAAAAAGUAUUGUAGUCAAUAGUGCAUCAGUAAUGAGGACUGAUGUUCCUAUGAUGUCAGUCCUAAAAAAGAACAAUAUUAAGUUGGAGGACAAUAUUAAAUUAGAAAACAAUGGACAUUCGUAUGACAAUUGUAGUACAGCUAGUGUAGUGAUAAAAAGUGAGGUACCUGACUGUAGUAGUGGUGAUGGAGUUGUGGAAAACAGUGGUGUGAAGAAGAAGCGAAAACUGAAUUUGGAGGAAUAUAGAGUGAGAAGAGAAGAGAGAGAUAGGAUUCGCAGCCAGGAGAGCAGCAGAGCGAGUACUCCUGUAUCCUGCAGUACCCCUCCUACUAACACAUUUUCCACUUGCAAAGGAACAAACAUUGAAAGGCCAAUAAUGCAGAGUGUUGAAGUGCAAACACAAACCAGCGAUAUUAUUGAUCUCACAUCUGAAUCUCCCCCUGUUUACAAGGCUGAUGGAAGGAGCAGGGAAUCCAGAAACGACUCAAAACGUAAGAGUUAUCUGCGCCUUGAGAGCUCUUCAAGCUCGUCGUGCAGUCUGGAAUCUGAACUUCAUAGAACCAGAACAAAACGAAGGUCUAGAAGUAACAAGAGGAGAAGGAAUAGCGUGUCACGUAUGUGGUCUAGGUCUCGGUCACGCUCCUCGUCUAGAUCCCGACAUUCAAGUCGGUCGAGGUCAAGAUCUAGGUCAAGAUCUCGUGAAGGAAGGCAAAAAUGGCGAAGCCGUUCUCCUUACAAGUACAGCUCCCGCUCUCGCAACAGCAACCAAAGUGAGCGUGACUACUACACGAGAGACUGGUCAUGGAACAGGUCACGUUCUCCUGGGAGAAGAAAUCAGGACUUUGGAGCUCAAGAGAAAGUGCGCCAGGUGGAGGAAAGGAGGGUAAUUUAUGUAGGAAGAAUCGAUGAAGGCACUACUAAAGCUGACCUUAGAAGAAGAUUUCAGCAGUUCGGACCAAUCAUCGAUAUCAGUGUGCACUUUCGGGAAAGAGGAGACAACUAUGGCUUUGUGACAUUUGCUUACAAAGCGGAUGCUUACAAAGCGGUGGAGCAUGGUAACGAUGACAGAACCCAGCCUCACUAUGACCUCUGCUUUGGCGGUCGCCGAGCCUUUUGUAAACAACGAUAUGCUGACUUAGAUGGGAUGGCCUCCAGUCUUCAACAUCCGUACAAUGUAUCAAGACCUGUGCAGAGGUCUGACGACUCAUUUGACAGUAUGCUCCAUGAACUGAAAACCCAACUGAGGAAACGCUCAUCUGUUUGACCUUUGCUCCUGUGGCUAGACGUGGUCUUAGUAAUGUUGUAGAUAGUAAGUAGCCGAGGUGAUUAUUUAUUUUAUACUGGAACUGUAUUAUAGUUGUUAUUUAAUUCAUACUUGUUAAAUUGUUUUAGGUUUUUAUUUCGAGGUCACUUUAUUGGAUGUUCCAUAGUUAUUUGUAAAUACCUAAUUGUAAAUCAACUACUGAUUAAUAUUGAUAAUUUUGAUUAUGAAAUAUGUCACGUUUAUUUUUAUCAUAAAGAUCAGCACCUUAGUUGGUUAUUUUUGUAAUUUGUAUACGAUGACUUAAUGAUUUAAUAAUUGUAAGUUUGUUGUGUUUAAAAACAUGAAUGUUGCAAAUAUUUACAAUUUGCCAAGGAAUUUGUCAUAACAAACUUUGUAUGAAUUGUUUGAACUUCCAGUCCAGGUUCAAUCAUUGAGCUCGGUGUCAAAUGCGUCCUUUGACCUCUGCAGUGGUCUUGUUGCACUGAGCUAAUUUUGAACACUAGUGGCCAUUCCGUCUGAAAACAAAUAAGACCCUAUGAUAUAAGUGAUGUUUGUUAUGUAUUUUACAUAUUUGUUACAUACCAGAUUUAAAAUAUUUCAUAGAAAAGCUAGUUCAAUGAAAUGAUUUGAAAUGGCUGUUGAAUGAUUUUCAUUCAAAUGUAUCAGUGGGAACAAUUUUUUCUGUGAAAUAUUUUAAAUCUGGUAUGUAACAAAUAUGUAAAAUACUUAUUACAUAACAACACCUAUAUCAUAGGGUCUUAUUUGUUUUCAGACGGAAUCAAAAUAGCUCAAUCAAAAUUAUCAAUAUUCAUAGGUUGAUUUACAAUAAGUUUUAGUACUCGUGGAACAUCCAAUAUAGUGAUCUCUAAUGAGUAAUUAGUUUGAAAUUGUAAAUAUUUGCAGCAUUCUUGUUUACACAACAAACUGAUCACAACUGAAACAUGAUCAAAUUGAUAAACAAAGUAAUCUUCAUGAGUUUCGAUUUAUGUACAGUAAUAUACUCUCUAUAGUGUAUUUAUUUUUGACAUAACUUACAAGGAAAAUUCAAUUCUCAUAAUUUGGAGUUUUUUGUAUGUUAGAUCUCAAAUAGAUAUUCUCAGAUAUUUUCUGAAUGCGAUAACAAGAUUGUUGAUGUUAGCGAUAUCAGGGGAGUUUAGGCUGUGCUUUGGACUAUAUUAUGUAGUAAGAGAUAGUUGUAAAAUACAUUUACCAAUAAUUAAUGUGUUCUAUUGUGGUUUGUAAAAAUAAUCAGUAAUGUUUAUGUUUAUCUCACAUGUUUAGAGACUUUCACAAGUUAAUGGCAUGUAAUCAAUGCAGGUAUUUUAAGCAAUUUUGAAGACAUAAAUUACGUUGUCUAUAAUUUUUUUUGUACAUUAUUUAAGGAAUCAAAAGAUUUUUAAUGUAGUUAGUAGUGUAACCACCAUUGCAAAUUUUUAUUUUUGUAUUUUUGUCAUGGCUCUCAUAAUUAUACUUUUUAAAUCAAAAUUUA